Molecule: messenger RNA, 1669 nt
Organism: Lipotes vexillifer (Yangtze River dolphin)
Lineage: Eukaryota; Metazoa; Chordata; Mammalia; Artiodactyla; Lipotidae
Gene: CPN1
Product: carboxypeptidase N subunit 1
Exons: 9
Coding region: 162-1550 (462 amino acids)
Biological process (GO): peptide metabolic process; protein processing
Molecular function (GO): zinc ion binding; metallocarboxypeptidase activity
Source: RefSeq, a predicted model, not a curated record
CUGGCUUUGGAGGGACAGUUCUGAACUUCCUUCCCAGGCACUGUCACACUGGUGUUUACUGGUGGGAAACUAGGAAAAGCUGGUUCUUGGCCCUUGGAUUUUGACGGGUUACUGGGAGAAGCGGGGCCCAUUUUAGUGGGUCUCUGAAAAAGCCCAGCAAGAUGUCAGACCUGGUCUCAAUUUUCCUCCAGCUCCUUCUCUUCAAGUUGGUUGCCCCGGUGACCUUUCGCCACCACCGCUAUGAUGACCUCGUGCGGACGCUGUACAAGGUGCACAAUGAAUGCCCCCAUGUCACGAGGGUUUACAGCAUUGGGCGCAGUGUGAAGGGAAGACACCUCUACGUGCUGGAAUUCAGUGACUACCCUGGAAUCCACGAGCCCUUGGAACCGGAAGUCAAGUAUGUGGGGAAUAUGCACGGCAACGAGGUGCUGGGCCGCGAGCUGCUGCUGCAGCUGUCGGAGUUUCUGUGCGAGGAGUUCCGCAACAGGAACCAGCGCAUCGUCCGGCUGGUGGAGGGCACGCGCAUUCACAUCCUGCCGUCCAUGAACCCCGACGGCUACGAGGUGGCCGCCGCCGCCCAGGACAGGGACAUUUCUGGGUAUCUGGUUGGCAGGAACAAUGCAAACGGAGUGGACCUGAACCGCAACUUCCCUGAUCUCAAUACCUACAUCUACUACAAUGAGAAGAACGGAGGCCCCAACCACCACUUACCCCUUCCAGACAACUGGAAAAAUCAGGUGGAACCCGAGACCCAGGCAGUGAUCCAGUGGAUCCGCUCCUUCAACUUUGUCCUUUCAGCCAAUCUCCAUGGAGGGGCAGUGGUGGCCAAUUACCCAUAUGACAAGUCCCUUGAGCACCGGGUCCGAGGUUUCCGCCACACUGCCAAUACCCCCACGCCUGAUGACACACUUUUCCAGAAGCUGGCCAAGGUCUACUCCUAUGCACAUGGAUGGAUGCACCAAGGUUGGAACUGUGGGGAUUACUUCCCAGAUGGCAUCACCAAUGGGGCUUCCUGGUAUUCUCUCAGCAAGGGAAUGCAAGACUUUAAUUACCUCCAUACCAACUGUUUUGAGAUCACGCUGGAACUGAGUUGUGACAAGUUUCCGCGGCAAGAGCAAUUACAGCGCGAGUGGCUGAGUAAUCGGGAAGCCCUAAUUCAGUUCUUGGAACAGGUACACCAAGGCAUCAAGGGAAUGGUGCGGGAUGAGAAUUAUAAUAAUCUUGCAGACGCUGUCAUUUCUGUCAGUGGGAUUAACCAUGAUGUCACUUCAGGUGACCAUGGAGAUUACUUCCGGCUGCUGCUUCCAGGUACCUACACUGUCACUGCCACAGCACCCAGGUUUGACCCAGAGACAGUGAGUGUGACCGUGGGUCCUGGGGAACCCAAACUGGUUAAUUUCCAACUCAAGAGAAGCACCCCUCCAGCAGCCCCUAAGAGGAGAGGCCCCAACUCAGGGCAUAGAGGCAGAGUCUUACCAAAGAAAGUACAGCCCCGGGCAGCUAAGAAAAAAGAAAUGAUGAUGAAACAGUCCCAGAGAGUCCCUGCCUGAAAUCCACAGUCCCCGGGGCAACACUUUAGAAAGGCUUUGUUCCCACUCUCACACCAGAUGAAGCAUUCUUUCUAUUUUAUUAUCUGAGACAUAUUUAAAUAUAAAAAUAUUCAGAACAA